GGCGUGUGUUAAGAAGGGAGGGUCCGCCACGCGACGGCUCACACACUUUCGCGCAGCCAAGCGGUGCACAGUGCUACGGCAAUACUUCUCGGAUCGCGAGGUAGGCCGAGCGUGAGACAGCAUGGGGCGCAGCGCAGAGAUGGGCUCAUGCGGCAAGUGCGUUCGUUUCUUCAUGUUCGCGAUGAACUUCAUCAUAUGGCUCGCCAGCAUCGCGAUCCUGGUGCUGGGCAUCUGGACGGUGGUGGACCGGCCGUACCUCGAGCAGCUUCUGGGGAACGACCUCUACAUCACCGCCGCCUACAUCCUCAUUGCCACGGGCUGCGUCAUCUUCUUCGUCUCCUUCCUCGGCUGCUUCGGGGCGCUCAAGGAGAUCAAGUGCAUGCUGCUCUCGUACUUCAUCAUCGUGCUGCUCCUGUUCAUCAUCGUCCUCAUCGGCGGCAUCCUGGGCUACGUGUUCAAGGACAAGGCUUCGGUCAGCGUGAAGAACACCAUGACGAGUGCCAUGAGGGACUACAAGCCUGACACGGACAUCCCCAUCACCAAGGCUUGGGACGAGACCCAGCAGGCGAUGAAGUGCUGCGGCAUCACGGAGCAGAGUGAGUGGCUGAAAUACAACAGAAACUUCAAACAAACCGGCAACAAGGUUCCGAAGUCUUGCUGCAAGAAUGACCCCAAUACUGGAAAGGUUAUUGAAUGUCAGAACAGCCCAACCGAAGACAAUUCGUACACAGAAGGCUGCUACAAGAAAGCCAGAGAUUUUGUCCAGGGUCAAGCAGUUAUUAUAGGGGGCGUGGGCAUAGCCGUCGCCUUUAUAAUGCUGGUUGGCCUCAUCUUAUCCAUCAUCCUCUUCAAGCUAAUCAACUAAAUGCCAUGAGAUACUGUAUUUCAAAACUUGUCAGGGGUAAAAAUAUACUGUAAGACUUUUUGUCAACUGCAUUAUCUUCUUUUUUUCUAUUUUUUUUUUAAAUGAAAUCCCUGUACUUUGAUGCAUGACUCUUUCAGAAGGAAAACAGUUGAUAUGAGAUUACUCGUCUGAUUUUAUGCAGUUCAUGAAAUGUGUUUACAGUAUGAGCUUUAGCUAGACUGUGGUUUGCAUAGGUUUAGCUUAUGUGGUUCUUGUCAAGAGAAAAAGUGUAUGUGUUUUAUUUAUAUCUAUCUUAGUACUUUUUAUAUU
Messenger RNA from Penaeus monodon (black tiger shrimp), 1174 nucleotides. RefSeq names its product tetraspanin-9-like. The record is from RefSeq and is a predicted model, not a curated record. Gene Ontology annotation, cellular component: membrane. Bases 122 to 865 code for a protein of 247 amino acids. Lineage: Eukaryota; Metazoa; Arthropoda; Malacostraca; Decapoda; Penaeidae. The transcript is spliced from 7 exons.